AAGUUACAGAUGCGUUCAUUUCAAAAACUACCACGAAACAAAACAAUUGGAACGUUUCGGUAGCUUUUAUAAAAAAAAAUAACACCACUUUUUGUGAAGGAAAUCGAAUUUUCUGUAUUUCGUGAGAUUUGUCAAAGAAAUCUUACUCCAGCAAAAUGUUUGCUCCUAUUGCUCGUAUUUCAAACAAACUGGGCAGGAAUGUGAUCACCACCAUGGUGAGGAACCACUCAAACGGUGGUAUUCCUGGGGAGAACCUGCCCUUUGACAUCUCCAACCGCUACAAGCUGACGGUCUACUUCAUCGCAUUCUUUGGCUCCGGCUUGGCCGCUCCUUACCUGAUCUGCCGCCAUCAACUCCUGAAGAAGUAAAGCUUCAACCAUCUGUGUUACUGCAUCAAAUGUUUUAGGUUUAAGCUAGCAAAGUGUACAAUAUAAUCAUAUUUAUGAUUUAAUAAAUUCCGUUCUAGAAUUAUCCUGUUUAUUUUUUGUUAGUAUGUAAAUGAGAAA
Messenger RNA from Spodoptera littoralis (African cotton leafworm), 506 nucleotides. The record is from the annotation of a GenBank genome assembly. NCBI's taxonomy places the organism in Eukaryota, Metazoa, Arthropoda, Insecta, Lepidoptera, Noctuidae.